CACGUUCAAUGCCAAUAACGCGCUGGCGCGUCGAUACAUGACUUUAGCUAGGUGCCGACGACGCUCUCGCGCGUUCAGACUUUCAUCGAUUAUUAUCUUGGAUUAUUUCACUGGCGCUACAACAGGGCUUUUUAUAUUUUAAAGGCAGGUAACUAGAGGUAUCAAUUCUCUAAUUUUGUUCUUGGUUUUUCGAUUUACGACUUUUUGUCCCGAUAGGAUGUGUAUAUCUGUUGGCUUUGUAUUAAGUGUAAAUAUCAGUAAUAGCACAUAUAAUUCUGCAAAUGCUUAUUAAUUUAUCGGAUUACUAACCGUGUAAAAAUUAAACAUUCCCAGAUUUCGGUAUUUCCCCUAUUUUCUAGAGUCGCUAAUCGUAAAGCUUGGUAAUACCCCGAUAAUUUCGGUGUUUCCCCUAAAUGUUAUUUGAGUUCUUUUACAUCUCCUUUGGUUAUUUUAUAUUUGAAUGGCAUAGGGUAAGCAUACGGAAGUGCAAAAAUGAAUAACACUGACGAUAUUUUACAAAGUGGCUCAAAUUCAAAUAAAAAAAUAAAAUUAGAUAUGAAAAAAAAAUUAACAGAGGAAGAACUUUUGAGAUUAUUAGAAACAAGCGAUGAAGAAUUUAGUGACUUUCUUGAUUCAGACAGUGAAUAUUUACCAGAAUCUGAGGAUGAAAUUGAAAAUACUUUACCUACAGCACUUAUUGAGGAUACGGAAGAUACGCCUAAUCUACUCGUUGAUGUUGAUGAAAGCGAUAAAUGGAAAGAAAAUUUUGAUGGUAUGAAAAAUUUUCCUUUUUUAAAACACCAAGAGUUACUAGUAGAAGUUUCCGAUAAUAAUCCAGUUGACUUUUUUCGGAUGCUACUUACAGAUGAAUGUUUGCAGCAAGUAUGUGAUGAGACAAACAGGUAUGCCGAGCACAUUUUCUUAUCUAAUGCAGGGGCGACACAUUCUAGGAUUUUCGAUUGGAAAAUUUUGACUUUCGAAGAACUGCUAGUCUUUUUAGGAUUAGUUCUACACAUGGUUUGGUUUUUGCCAACCCUGAUUUUAUGGCCACCAAAUGUGCAUUUCACGAGUCUUCAACAGUCUUCGGAAGUUCCUCCAAUAGAUAUCGUGGACAUAAGCAACUACUUUCUAUGUAGUUAUAAGUUAGCCGAAGGAAUGAGCAUAUGUGCUGCAGUCCACAGCAUGAUGAAAAAUAAUGUUUUAUUAGAUAUGGUGGAAUCAAAAACAGAGGAGCAUCAUUUUUACCGAGCACAGGUCAACAGUGAAAUUACCAAAGCCCUUACCUAUUAUGUUAAACUGGUCCUCUCCAUGGACGGAAGUAUUACUGAAGCAUCGUGUGAAUGCAUUGCUGGCAAAGGAUAUAGAGCUGUAUGCAAAUAUCUUGCUGUUGUGUGA
Diabrotica virgifera virgifera (western corn rootworm) is the source of this 1395-nucleotide messenger RNA. RefSeq lists its product as uncharacterized. The record is from RefSeq and is a predicted model, not a curated record. NCBI's taxonomy places the organism in Eukaryota, Metazoa, Arthropoda, Insecta, Coleoptera, Chrysomelidae. The coding region runs from base 493 to 1395 and encodes 300 amino acids. The transcript is spliced from 3 exons.